Messenger RNA from Syngnathus acus (greater pipefish), 3297 nucleotides. RefSeq names its product exocyst complex component 3-like 4 (gene exoc3l4). NCBI's taxonomy places the organism in Eukaryota, Metazoa, Chordata, Actinopteri, Syngnathiformes, Syngnathidae. Gene Ontology annotation, cellular component: exocyst. Gene Ontology annotation, biological process: exocytosis; base-excision repair; exocyst localization. Gene Ontology annotation, molecular function: DNA-(apurinic or apyrimidinic site) endonuclease activity; SNARE binding; zinc ion binding. The record is from RefSeq and is a predicted model, not a curated record. Bases 381 to 2732 code for a protein of 783 amino acids. The transcript has 16 exons.
AAGAUGGAAAAAAGUGCCAAGUGAGAAUUCUUUCAGAUGAAUUACAGCACACGAGAGUGACUUUAACGCGCUAAGUGCGUACGCGCGUGCGCACGCGCGAUUGUAAUAAUUAACUGGAGGAACGAAGGUGAUCUUUGGCACUACUUUGGCAUGCUUCAUUGUCAUUCCUGUUCUUUCUUUCGUUUCCCCCGCAAACCUUAUGCAUGGAUUGGGAAACAAGACGUCUUUCUCUCGCUGGCAUGUCGACAAAAUGAAAGUAGCAGGACAAAGUUGCCGUUCUUCUACCUGAGCCGAACAGUGAUUGGAGAGUGAAUUACUUUGGGGGUGGAACUUGAUGUCGAAAGUUCUGUACACCACCUUCCCUGCCGUAUCCAUUCGCGAUGUCGAUGAUAGUGCCCGGCUCCCAAAUCCAUCACGCCGACGCCUCCAAAAAGACACCGGGGGUGCUGGAGACCUUCCGCAACAGCAUCCGGCUGGCAGCCGAGAAAAGUCCUCUCACGCCAGGGCCCAGGGGGUCCAAGAACCAGUCGCCCCCCACGCCAGUCCGAGCGCCGCAUUCUCCUGUUUUGUCAGGCGUCACGUCGCCGCUGAGGAGCGUGGCGGCGCUCUUCCAGACCAAAGAGGAUGACGACGACCAGCCGCAGAAAAGCAAAGCCGUGAUGCGUUCAAGGACAGAAGUUCCGAGCAUGGCUCGACUGGAUUCUCUCCUGAAGAAGGGCGCGUCCAUCCGUCGCAGCCUGAGAUUCAGCUCCAAGAAGGACAAGCGACAGGACGCCUUCCUCGCCGUCCAGGAGGAGGCCGUGGCCAAGGAAGAAAGUGAGGAAGAGGAGGAAGAGGAGGAGGAAGCAUGCGAGGAGAUGGAGGAGACAUACACGCUGCCUGAACUGCCGCCCGUUCCUCUCUCGGUAAUGCAGAUCAGCAAGCUAAUCGAAAUGGAGGUCCUGGAGGAGGCGCACCUCCACCUGCUGGCUCUGCGGGCAGAGUUUCAGCAGGAGCGUCUUGGCCUGGAGGACUCUCCCAUCGAGCUGGCCAAGAAGGAGAAGGACCUGAGCCUUCUGUACGCCGACCUCCGCCUGAAGCUGGCCUCCAUUGUGCGCACCUCCGUCUCGCUCCCCGCCAGGAACAAGGGGCUCUUGGUCCACGUGGCCCGCAUCAUCCAGGAGGAGGACAAGCGGGCCCAGGAACCCGGCGGUCUGCAGGGGAGCUGGAUGGACGCCUGGACGGAGGCGGUGGACCAGGGCGCCCGGGACAAGGUGGAGGGCGUCCACCUGGAACCGACCAACCACAGCAACGCCUCGUGGCUGGCGGUCCACCUGGGCCUUCUGGGCAAGGCGCUGCUGGAGGAUCUAGAGAAGGUCAAGUGCGAGCUGCGCUGGUCCUACCCGCCCAGCUUCCAGGUCUUCGCCACCUACGUGCGCGCCUACCACACCGCCGUCAAGCGGCACCUCGGCACGUUGGAGGGCCGCGCCGUGGAGCUCAAGGACCUCUACGCCCUGUUGGACUGGAUUGUGCACCGCUACCGCAGUCGGACAAUGAUGGCAAGUCCCGCCCUGGAGCCCGAGAUGAGCCUCGCUGACGUCGACAUGCGCCCAGAUGGCGACUUGCUGCUGACGCUCAGAGACAAGUUCUGCCGCACUGUCCAGGAGGACCUGAGAGCAACUCUGGACCGCUUGGUGGAGCUGGAGAACGAGGAGAUGUGGAGCACCGGAAAGCAUCCCGACAAGGACGACGACGGCUUGCUCUCGUCCAUCUUCCACAUAGACAUCUGCACGAAAGUACGAGGAAACGUUGUGAAUGCGGGACGCGUGGACGCCGAGCUGGAAGGAGACGUGAUCGCUUCCUGUCUGGCAGAGCUGAAGGAUUUCCCCAAGAGGUUCCACGGCGAGUUUUGGCGGCGCUGCUUGUCGCUGCCGCUGUGGAGCGAAUACCAAGUUGUCUACAUCAACGGCUUCCAGGCCUUACAGUGCCACAUGGAGGAAUGCUACGCGGGCUCCAACCCGAAUGGGGUGGCGGCCAUGGGCGAGGAGGUCACGUGGCUCCUGCAAGCCCUCCAGGACGGCCUCCAGCAGCGUUUCAAGAAGGACGUCAAGCCGUACCUGCGCAGGAUGAUGACGAGGAAGUGGCUGACCAACGACGACGACUUUGACGCCCUGCACGACCGGGCUGAACUUCUGGCGCGCCACUGCGAGGCCCUGCGUCCGCCGCACCGCCAGGAAGUGGCGAGCACGGUGCACUUACACAUGCUGAAGGAGUAUGUGGGCCAGCUGAUGAAGAACAACUACUCGUGCAAUAAUCACAAGCACGGCAAGGCGGCUGGCAAGAUGCGAGCGCAGUGCCGCCGGAUCGCUGACGUCUUCCGCCGCAUGGGCUCGCAGGACAACUGGCUGGACCCCGUCGGGGAGCACCUGAGUGACAUCGUGGGCCUGAAGAACCAAGGCGACAUCAAAGACCACUUGCAGCCUCUACUGAACCAGUACCCGGACUUCAGCUCGAGGCACCUGACGGCCGUGUUGGCGUUCCGCGGCGUGCUGCGUGGCCGCGAGCAUCAGCGCAUCAUGUGCAGGUUCAACCAGCUGAGGAAGAACGCCAUAGCCACGACAACAGGCGACCAGGCUCGCAACCCGAACGACGGGAGCCGCUCGCUCUUCGGCAACAUGGAGGCGGCGGUUCGCGCCGACUGCCUGUCCGACGUCUCCGUCUUCUGCUUCACCUUCGUCUUCCCCGGCGAAUAGCUUCCUUCUUCAUCCGGCGCAGGAAGUACGUCCUGCAUAUCUGCUGCUUUUUAGAAUUAUUUGAUACCGUCCAAAAUUUUGUUUAAAAAAAUUCAACUUCAAUUCAACUGCCAUGAAAAUAGCGCAAGGUGCAAUUUGGUGAAUUAGAUUUUUUUUUUUGGGUGGCAGGUUUAGAGGCAGUUCCAUGCCAGAAUUAUUCACAAUUUGAAUUAUUACCACUGAUGUUGAAGUUCAAACACUAAAUUUGUUUGUCAUCCAAAUAAUGAAUUUGAAUGACACUUUUUACACAUUUCCUGAUAGUAAAAAAUGUUGUGGUAUUUUUGGUAAAGGAUUAAACAAUUUUUUGUCUUACAACUUAUUCAAGCGUUGACACGCAUCUCCAAAAAUGGGUCAACAUCUGCUCUCAAUUUUGUAGUCUGGUUUUCUCAUCACACAUCUUUUUUUUUAUGUGCUAAACCAGUUUCAGUGCUUGUAUAAACAGUUGUCUAUGUAAAACAAUUAUUCGUUCCACUUCAUGGUUGUUGGUUUUUGUUUUGUGUACACUAAAAAGUGACUUUCACUUUCA